Molecule: messenger RNA, 2500 nt
Organism: Pelmatolapia mariae (spotted tilapia)
Lineage: Eukaryota; Metazoa; Chordata; Actinopteri; Cichliformes; Cichlidae
Product: chromodomain Y-like protein 2
Exons: 7
Coding region: 289-1824 (511 amino acids)
Cellular component (GO): nucleus
Molecular function (GO): transcription corepressor activity
Source: RefSeq, a predicted model, not a curated record
GCGCAUGCAGACCAUCAGGCUACAUUCUUAGUCCGGGACUAAUUUUUAGUCCUCUACUUCGGUAUAUGUAAACAGCACCGCCCCGACGGUUGCUUGUUUUAAGCGUGGAACGAUCCGCCGGGCUCGAUUGACACUGUCUGAUCUGCUGCUGCGGAUUGCUCAGAAUAACAAGGCUGCUCGCUAAUUCCCGUCUAUCGGGGCUUUCGCCGAAACACCGAGAGAGUAGGGUCCAAAAAAAAGCCAACAAGGCAGGCAAGAACGCCGCGCCGCCGCUGUCUGCACCCAAGAAUGGCUUCAGGAGACCUUUACGAGGUGGAGCAGAUCGUGGAUAAGAGGCGGAAUAAGAAGGGUAAGUGGGAGUAUCUAAUUAGGUGGAAAGGCUAUGGAAGUAAAGAGGACACCUGGGAGCCAGAACACCAUCUACUACACUGUGAAGAAUUUAUUGAUCAGUUCAAUAGCUCAAGACUGCACUCACACAAACGGCCCAAAGUUUCCAAAAACCGUGGAGAGCCCUUCAUUCCUAGCCACCUUUCUGCAACAGAUGACUCAAGAGCUAGAGCUGAAGCUCGGAAAAAGAAAAGGACUAGUGGCUCAACUGUGGGGGUGAGAGUAGGGACUGUUCUAGGGAUUGGAAGUGGAGGAUCAGGAACCACUCAAAAGCAGAAGAAAGUGGGUGUAGGACCUGGAAAACAUGCUUUAGGGGACAGAAUGAGCAAAGCCAUGACAUUUAAAGCUCCUCCACCAGGCGGACCUCCCUUUGUCCCGUCAUUGAGGGUUCCUCAUAAUGGACUACAGAAUGGAGAGAUGGACUCUCUCAUGUACAGGACUGCAGCAAGGUCACAACGACUGCCCUCAGACAGGGUGGAUGGAGAACUAGGACAUAUGGAAGCCAGCGGACAGCAGUUUACUACUGAACUAGGCUCACCUUUAGCCAAUGGGAAGAUGCACCUACACAGCUCAGUGAAGCGGAAGCUGGCUGAGGAGAAAGGCUACGUUUUUGACAAGCGGCUCAGGUACAACGUGCGACAGAACGAGAGCAAUUGUCGAUUUCGAGACAUUGUGGUCAGGAAGGAAGAGGGCUUCACGCAUGUCCUGCUCUCCAGCCAAACAACAGAUAACAAUGGUCUGACGCCAGAGAUCAUGAAGGAAGUUUGUCGAGCUUUGGGUAAUGCCGCUGCGGAUGACAGUAAAUUACUACUGCUCAGUUCAGUGGGGACUGUUUUCUGCAGUGGCCUGGAGCCAUCGUAUCUGAUAGGGCGUCUGUCCACUGACCGCAGAAAAGAGAGCAGCCGCAUCGCAGAUGCUGUACGGGACUUUGUGUUGGCAUUCAUCCACUUCAAGAAACCCAUUGUGGUGGCAAUAAACGGCCCUGCUCUGGGCUUAGGAGCAUCCAUCCUGCCACUGUGCGAUGUGGUGUGGGCCAGUGAAAGGGCCUGGUUCCAAACUCCAUGUGCAGCCCUGCACCUCACUCCUUCUGGAUGCUCCUCUUACACCUUCCCUCAAAUACUGGGCGUCGCUCUUGCCAAUGAGAUGCUCUUCUGUGGAAGAAAACUCACAGCACAAGAAGCAUGCAGUCGAGGGCUCGUGUCGCAGGUCUUCUGGCCAACCACAUUCAACCAAGAGGUGAUGCUGCGUGUGAAGGAAAUGGCAUCUUGUAGCGCAGUGGUCUUAGAAGAGUCUAAAUGCCUGGUGAGGAGUAUCCUCAUGUCCGUCCUGGAGGAAGUGAAUGAGAAGGAAUGUCAGAUGUUGAAGCAGCUAUGGUGCUCAACUAAAGGACUAGAGGCACUCUUCAGUUACCUGCAGAACAAGACAAGUGAAAAGUAACCAUCCCACCACAGAAAUUAUAGAUGGUCAGUGUGGGUAUGAAGCUACCUAAAAAAACAAAAAAGGGGGGUCAGGUUGGCAGUGCUGUGGUGUCAAACUCAUUAUGGGCCUUUAUUUCCAUCAGUGAGCAGGAGAAUUCUUUCUGAUUUCUUUCUGUGUAUAUCUGUUAAAAAUUAAAUUCAGUCAUGAUCACUUUUCUAAAACAGGUUUUUGUUUUGUCCCCAAGUUUUCCCAGAUUUCCAUGCUCUGUGUUAAUGAGUCAAAGAGCAAGGGGGCAAAUAUGCAUUGCGUAAGCGCAGGGAGGUACAGAGCGCAUCUGUACAUAUGUGAGACUUAUUCAACAAGAUGGAUGAAAUAAUAAAUGUAUUUCUGACUGCACAUGACAAAGUGAUGAUAAUAUAUAGAAGAAGAAUAUAUAUUUAUAACAAGCGUGUAAAAGAGUUGCUUUGUGUACAUAGAAUGCAUUUUUCCAGGAUUUUUCUUUUAGUCUCUUACUGUUUUAAAUUGAAGUGUAAACCAAAGUUUGCAUGAGGACACAGUUGCUUGCUCCUUAUCAUGCACAUCCUCUCCUAUUUGAAUUGACUGUAUGUAGUCAUGAAGUAGUGUGGAUUUUUUUUCCUCAUAAUUAUAUUUUCUUACAUAAACAUCUUUAUUAAAAAGAGCAUUUCUGUUUGCU